This is a messenger RNA of Mesitornis unicolor (brown roatelo), 1257 nucleotides long. It is a transcript of the gene STOML1, whose product is annotated as stomatin (EPB72)-like 1. Lineage: Eukaryota; Metazoa; Chordata; Aves; Mesitornithiformes; Mesitornithidae. Gene Ontology annotation, cellular component: plasma membrane. The coding region runs from base 1 to 1257 and encodes 418 amino acids. The record is from RefSeq and is a predicted model, not a curated record. The transcript is spliced from 7 exons.
AUGUUCAGCCGGUCAGGAUACCAGGCCCUUCCCUUGGGAGACUUUGACCGCUUCCAGCAGUCCAGCAUCAGGCUCUACAGUGCCCAGAAAGGCUUCUUCUCCUUCGGGUCCAAGGAAGAUCCUCUGGGGCUGGCUGGGAAUGCUGCAGACUCCUCCCAGGGUUGGUUGUCCUGGAUCUGCCAUGGGAUUAUCACCUCCUUGGUCUUCUUGUUGAUGGUUGUCACCUUUCCUAUCUCAGGAUGGUUUGCCUUGAAGAUCGUGCCCACCUAUGAGCGAAUUAUCAUCUUCCGCCUGGGCCGCAUCCAGGUGCCACGGGGACCCGGUGUGGUCCUGCUACUUCCCUUCAUCGAUCACUGGCAGCGUGUGGAUCUGAGGACCAGGGCCUUCAAUGUGCCCCCCUGCAAGCUGACCUCCAAGGAUGGGGCGAUCAUUUCCAUGGGUGCUGAUGUCCAGUUCCGGGUGUGGGACCCUGUGUUGUCCGUCAUGAUGGUGAAGGACCUCAUCACAGCCACCCGGAUGACGGCACAGAACGCCAUGACCAAGACCUUGAUGAAGAGGAGCCUCCACGAGAUCCAGGUGGAGAAGCUGAAGAUUGGGGAGCAACUGCUGCUGGAGAUUAACAACAUGACCAAGUCCUGGGGCCUGGAGGUGGAUCGGGUGGAGCUGAUCAUGGAAGCUGUGCUGCAACCACCAAAGGAGAAUCUGGUGGGCCCUCUGGCCACUGUGCCACCUGUCCCUGGGCUGGAGGGGCUGGAUGGCACCAUUCAGCAGCUGGCUGCCCAUUUCUUCAGCGACACCCUGGCUCUGGCAGGCAACAGGACCAGCGCUGCAGAGGCAGAGAGUGUUGAGAUGGUGAAUGAGGUAGAGCCUCCCACCGCUUUGCUCCUCACUGCCACCGGCAGCGCCCGGAGGAAGCCCAGCGCGGACGAGCUGUUCUCGGCAGUGGAGCCUGUCCUCUCCGAGGCCUUGGUGGGCCAGGUGGGAGCAUCCUACCAGGUCAACAUCGCCCUGCCCAGCGGCGCCUGGAGCACCUACUUCAUAGACCUCUCCUCAGGCAGCGGACGGGCUGGCUGUGGCAUGCCCGACGGUAGCCCCGAUGUCAUUCUGGAGGUAGCAGAGAAGGACCUGCAGGACCUCUUCUUGGGUGACUUGCGUCCCUUGAGUGCCUACAUGAGCGGGAGGCUGCAGGUGAAGGGUGACCUCCACCUUGCCCUGAAGCUGGAGGAGCUCGUCAAGGCAAUGAAGCAACAUAGAUAG